CCUGGCUGGUGACCACAUGAAAUAAUUAACUGCUCAGUGGCCUUCACCCAAUCCCAGGCUCCACUCCUGGGCCACAUUCCCACUGCCUGUCUCCUAGGCCACUAAACUGUGGCUUCCUCUGAAGUAAGGCAAGGGGGACUGCAGAGCAGAGCAGAAACCUGAACCAGACAGAGAACCACCUCCACUCCCAGGGACUGACAUGGCCCAGCCGAUUACAACACAGCUGCUGCUGCUUCUGGUGUGGGGGUCUGCAGUGUGGGCAGCCCGGCCCAGGACUGAGCUUCUCAAUGUCUGCAUGGACGCCAAGCACCACAAGGAAAAGCCAAGCCCUGAGGAUAAGCUGCAUGAGCAGUGCAGUCCCUGGAAGAAGAAUGCCUGCUGCAACGUCAACACCAGCCAGGAAGCCCAUAAGGAUAUUUCCUACCUGUACAGAUUCAAUUGGGACCACUGUGGCCAGAUGGAGCCCAACUGCAAGCGCCACUUCAUCCAGGACACAUGCCUGUAUGAGUGCUCCCCCAACCUGGGGCCCUGGAUCCAACAGGUGGACCAGAGCUGGCGCAAAGAGCGGAUCCUGAAUGUGCCCCUGUGCAAAGAGGACUGUCAGAGCUGGUGGGAAGACUGCCGUACCUCCUACACCUGCAAGAGCAACUGGCACAAGGGCUGGAACUGGACCUCAGGGUCUAACCAGUGCCCAGUGGGAGCUGUCUGCCAACCCUUCCAUGUCUACUUCCCCACGCCUGCUGCUCUAUGCAAUGAAAUCUGGAGUCACUCCUACAAGGUCAGUCAAUAUAGCCAAGGAAGCGGCCGCUGCAUUCAAAUGUGGUUCAACCCAGCCCAGGGCAACCCCAAUGAGGAGGUGGCGAAGUUCUAUGCUGAGGCCAUGAGUGGGGCUGGGCUCCGUGGGGCCUGGCCUCUCUUGCUUGGCCUGGCCCUAGUGCUGCUCCAGCUGCUCAGCUGAGCUCCUUUUACCUUCUGAAACCUGGACAUCCUGGCCCUGUUCAGCCCCACAGCUCCCAGCUAUUCAGUUCCUGCUCCAUGGUGGGAACUCUGAGAGUUUGAAUAAACAAGAUACCCCACAAGUGAAGUGUGAAUUAUUUGG
Hipposideros armiger (great roundleaf bat) is the source of this 1099-nucleotide messenger RNA. RefSeq names its product folate receptor alpha (gene FOLR1). Gene Ontology annotation, cellular component: external side of plasma membrane. Gene Ontology annotation, molecular function: signaling receptor activity. The transcript is spliced from 5 exons. The record is from RefSeq and is a predicted model, not a curated record. NCBI's taxonomy places the organism in Eukaryota, Metazoa, Chordata, Mammalia, Chiroptera, Hipposideridae. Bases 200 to 958 code for a protein of 252 amino acids. Gene Ontology annotation, biological process: cell adhesion; fusion of sperm to egg plasma membrane involved in single fertilization; sperm-egg recognition.